UUUUUAUUGAAAUAUUUAGUAAUAAACGGGCUUGAUGCUCAAAUAAUUAAAUAAUUAAAAUCAACUAACGGGAUUAUAGUAAAGUAAAAACCUGGCGUGCCCAGGUCGCAUUUUUUUAUAUUUCCAAGACUUUAUAUGUUAUUGAUAUUAGUAAGUAUAUACAAAAAUACGAUUAAUGUGGCUUUGGUUUUGUUUUACUAUCCAUCAGUUUCUACAUUAUUAUCUGUUAUUAUUGAUAACAUUUACAUUUUUUAAUUAAUUUUUUGAUAGAUUUUAUAAGAUUUUUCUAAGUCUGUUUUUCAAAUAUAUUUGACUAAUUGAUCUCGUCCCAUUUUUAAAUGCGUUUAUGUACUUGACACAUUUUUUAUUUGUAAAAUGUUUGAUAUGUUAUCAUUUUUGCAUUACUUUAUUUAUACAAAUAAUUUCCAUACUUUUAUUGUAUAAAUUAAUAGUUUAUUGCGUUUUAACAACCCGGGCACGCCAAGUUUUUGCUUCACUAUAUAUGUAUUAUAAUAUAUAUCGCAUUUAUAAUAUUAGAAAAACACUUUACGUUUAAUUGAUAGUCGAUAUCCAAUAGUAUCACUCAAUAUUGGAAGGAUUGUUAAUUUACUUAACCAUAAACAAAAUGAUAAAUUAUCUUAUUACUAAAUUGAUAGUGUAUUGCCAAGUUUUAUCAAUUAUUUAUUAUUUAUUGAAUAACAUUUGACUGCCGAAUACAUACAAACAUUUAAAAUCAAUGAUAUAAUCUCUUUCUCUCUUUUUUUCUAUUGUUGCAGUUAUUUAUUAAAUAACAAAAUAAAGAUAAAUAGCGAUGUAAAAAUAAAAAAAGCAAUUUUUGAAUUUAUUAUACGUAAUUUGAAAAUUUACUACGUAUUGAAAGCAUACUUUAUCACACCAAGAUUAAAAAUAAAAUAUUUUGAAUUUUAUGUUGUGUACCUGCAUGGAAAUAAUGAUUGCUGACUACACAAUUUGAAAUAUCUGAAAAUAAUUAUAUCGAAUCAUUAAAAACAUUAUAUUGGACGUAAAGGUAUAAGCUGGUUGCAGGACGUCAAAAGUUUUUGCAGCAACAUUAUCAUGCUUGAGCGUCCUAUAUAUAUAAUUAUUUUGACGAUUCAAUAUAAAAUUAUUUUUUGAUGUGUACAUUUGAUGUGUAUAUUUAACUAAAUUUUUAGAUGCUGUAGUAAAAUUGUUCUUUUUGUGUAUACAUAUAAUUAUGUACUGCGACUUUAUUUGAUAUCAUCAGGUAUUUAAUAAUGCUGUAUAUACUGUUGUAAAGAGUCUGGCAGAUCUCGAGUGACGUGAUGUCAGUUCGAGUUUAUCAAAGGAAAACUCGGGCAAGCUACUCUUUUUCUUUUAAACGUAUAUCAUCUCUCUCUCUCCCUCUCUCUCUCUCUCUCUCUCUCUCUCUCUCUCUCUCUCUCUCUCUCUCUCUCUCUCUUUCGCGAAAUCAAUUACAGAGAGAAUUCAGCUGGCUGUGCAAUUCCAGUUUUCCGUCGUGUCUUUCCGUUGGUGGUGCAGGAAGCAAACGAAUAAAGGGAUAUUGCUUAUCCCUUUUAUACUCGGUUAACUUUCCCCCGUCGUUUCGUCCGGCGGUCCGUUAUACAGGCAGGCAGCACGGAAUGUAUAUUGCGCCUUUUUCACGUCUACAAAGGGGUUGUUGCCGAAACGAAGUUGUUGUAUGUCGUCCGCCCAACUCAUUUUGAGGGCUUUGCAGAUCGCGUGUAUGUUACUGCACAUGAAAGCGCAAACUAAAUGGUGCAACGUCGUAUGUGUAGCGUAUGUGUAGCGGCAGAUUUCAGAUUCACGGAAUACGUAAGUGUCCGACCGGUGUGUAUCUUGGUAAUGAUAUAAACCGGAUCAAAAUAUUGAACAGCUCAUAUUUUAUAAGCGGUAAAUUAUAGAUGAAGUAACAAUUCACGUAUUAUUUCGCGGAAUAACUCACGAUAAUGUAAUUUUCUAAAAUCAAUUCUCGGUCGAGUUUUUUAAAGCAACAUCCGGGCGUCUAUCAGAAAUGUUUCCCCGUCCCUUUGCAUUUUCGAUUAUACUUUUGUUUUUUACGGAAUAUCCCUGCAGAAUAUAAAAACUUUUUCAUAACGCGAAUCAUCCAAUUAUUCAGUCGCGAGGACGAGAACAUUUGAAUAUCUCGGCACGGAUUUACCUAGGAUACUCAGUGACAUUCCCUCGUGCGCGCGUAGUUCAUAAUUCACGCGACUGUUAGACGACACCGACAUUCCGCCGCGCGUGUAAACUAUGUUUCAUGCCUCGUAGAUCUUAACGAAUCGCGGCGAGAUUACGGCGCGGCUGUAUAACUACGGAUAUCCAACUAGUGCGAACAUCCGUCGCAAUCUGUAUAAUGGACAUCCGUGGCAAUUGUGUAGCUGGGAUAUCCGGCCAUUCGCUUUGCGCGCAGCUCGAUUCUCAAACCUGCAAUUUGUCCACGAUUCUGUAACUCUCGAACACACGGUGUGUUCUACUAUACAGAAGCUGAUAAGCGCUUGUGAGUGACGAAGAGAGUGAAUCUCCUCUUCGUUAUCUUUUAUUAAAGUUUGCUUUAUAAAAUAUACCUGAAAUGCAUUGGUGUGUAAACAGCCUUAUGAAUUGUAAGUUCAAAAAUGGAUCUUAUUCGGCUCGGGUGCAUAUUGCGCAAGAAGUUACGUAAUUGCAUGUAUAAAUGUAUUGAAAAUAUUCUCCCCUCCCCUUUUUAUUUCUGUUUGUGAAGAGAGAGGUCGAUCUUCAAAGUAGUUUGGAGGUGCUCAAUGGCGCGCUGACACUUAUCUUAGCGAAAUGGUAUUAUUAAAAUCGACACGGUCCCCGACUUCCGGGCACAAAGGAUGCGGUUGUUAUUUCCCUUGAGUGAACAUCGAUCCGAUACAAGUUUCAAUUUAACAGUGCAUUUCCAAUCAACGAGGCUUUACCUCCACGAAACGUUCCGGCAGGCGCAAUUUUCUCGGAGCAGUUUUCUCGGAUCAGAGAUUUCCACCGCCAUCAUUUCCGAUUAAUGGUACUACAUCGAGUAUCCCUCCUAUUACAUCUAUCUUAUGAUUCUUUUCAAUACAUCCGCAAGUAGAUUAUUGACGAUCGUUGAAAAAAAAUUAUCUCUCUUUUUAGCUAUAAAACAUUUAUUUGACAUUAGCGACGUUAGAAUUUUCGAUUUAAGGGUAUAGUAAUCAUAAUUGUUAACAAUCAACAACACGAUAGAUUAUAAAGCUAACGCCGUUAAUGACAUAGAUACGAUACCGGAUAUGGGAAGACGUGAAGGUAAACGUAACGGCUGUGGGCCGGACUUUUGCUCCAGAUGAGAUUUUAAUUCAACUUCGGCCGUUAAUCCGCCGCCGGUACGGAAACGGAAUUAAUUAAAGCUGCUUAACGGGUAAGACGGGCAAUUAUUGGAUUUACAACGCUAUCGCGCUUGCCGGGAUUAAACUGAUACGCCGAUGAAUCGUUCGGCCGGCGUCGCCGGCGCUUCGACGGCCGCAACGUCGCCGGCUUAAUGCACGCUUGUAUCCAUUGUUCGCAUAAAUCCCUUUCUUUCUGUGCGUCACAUGCAUGUAUGUAGGCGUCCGCCACGUUUGAUCGCGGAGCGGAUUUUCGCCUCCGCCUCCUCUUGGUGCACACAAUGAAAGAUCGUUUUUUUUUUAACGUCAACCGAAGCGUUGACUUGUUUCGCUUACGGCGUUUGUACUCUCUUAGGAGGCCACGUGUUUCAGGGGAAUACAUAUUCCAUGAGGAUACACGGAGGCUUAUCUGCGCGUAUACGUGAAGAAAUAACUUUCAACAAAAUACAUUGAGAGAAAAGCAUUUGAUAUUUGCAUGACUAUAAUUGCAUGGUAAAAUAAUGAUGGUUAGGAGUUCUAUUUUUAUAGAUUUAUACAUACUGCGUAUGUUAGUAAUAACUUUAUAUUCAUAGUUCUAUGAACUAUGAACUUACACUAAAUAACAAUUUUACUAUAAAUUAUGAUAAUUUUAAAUAUUAAUGUAAAAAAUAUCAAGAUAUUGAUGCCAAAAAUAAAAUAAAUAUUUGUAUGUAGUAAGUGCAAUCACAAUUAUGUGAAUAUAAAACCUGUUUUUUUUUCUCAGUGUAAUAUAUAUACGUAUGCGACGAGUACUUUUACAAUAUUUGAAUAAAAUGCCAUAAUCUCUCUUAUAAUUUUCCUCCAUCUUGUUACUGCAAAAGGUAAUAUCCUGAGAUACAGUUUGCCGCUUCAAUAAUCUCAAAGUGCGCAACGUUAACGAGAUUCCAUAUAAUAGAAGAACGGUCCGUAGUACGCCUCUGUGAAACUGCCGAAGUUUUCGGCCCCUCGUAAUUCCGGAUCGGGUACGGUUUUGCCGGACGCAAAUAGCGGCAUGCGCGUUCGCGUUUCGCCCCGACCGCGAGACUCCAGGACUCAUUAACGUGUUCCCACGAACAUGUCGAAUACUGCGAUGCCCCGGAACAAGAGAACAUUCGCCCACGGUUCGUUGACCGGUGAUCCGAUGGCCGGCGCGAAUUACUUGAGCACAGAAUGGGAAAUGGAUAUCGGAUACGGUCCGCGACGAGCCGUGCUUUCCGACGACGCUUCUGCGACGACACUGCAGCACGCUUGCCAUGUCGUGGCUGCCUUUUUGGGUAUUCUCAACCGUUGUUGGUCUCUCGGCGAAUUUUUGGUGUUGUCAAGCGAUACUGCUGUACCCCGAGAAUACUUUAUUUCAGUUUACUCUAGGUAUCUCGAUGCCGGUGGUGAUGACGAAAAGGGGCGGCAUCGCUUUCUCCACGGGAUUUCAACUCAACUACGCUCUGCCGUGGAACUUGUCGCAGUUCGAACCGACGAUAAUUCCCGCGAGACACAUCAGGGAUCUCGAUUUGCAGGAAACUUACGUCGCCAUUGAGAACCUCUUAGACGAACACGGCUGGCGGGACGGUAGACAGUGCCUUUUGAGGACUAUCUGCGAGCUCGCGGAGAUGCCUUUCCGUAGGACCCAGCAGGAUAUUCUCGAGGAAGUGAUUCACCUAAUUUUAACGCCCACGGAGGACUUGCCGGUAGCGAUUAAUUCCAGUCACCAGAGCGCCAACAAAUUGUAUCAGGAAGCCGAACGGCUGGGUAGGUCUGGCGGCGACUGCGUUCUAACGUAUCCUGACUGUAUCGAGUCGCCGUUGGAAUCAUUUACAGAGAUUGUAUUCCCUUAAGUAAUCGAAUCGUUGCGAUCCGCUUUCAUUUUCUUCAGGAUUAGGACACACUCGAAUUCCAUCGUGCGUUUAAUUACGCGUGUCAUUUUUAUCAGUAGAGAAGAAUCUUAUUACGCCAAAACUCUUGGUCUUUUAUUCGUAAAAUUGUGAUGUUUUUGUUACGAGGUAAAUUUGAUCUGUGCAUUCGCGCGAAUGUGGAUGAUGAUGGAAAACUUCAGCUUGCAAACAGUUGUGUUGGUCGAAACAAAUUAGAUUUGUUUGAAAAAUAUGCUUUAAAUAUAGCAACAGCAAUUUAUUGCUCUUGUUUUUGUGAAAGUGACAUGUGUCGUUCCAUUUGCACAGAUAUUUCAGUAUAAACUGGGAACUUAAAACAAAAAAUUUACAGCGAUAUAAAAACUAAAAUU
This is a messenger RNA of Monomorium pharaonis (pharaoh ant), 5568 nucleotides long. RefSeq lists its product as uncharacterized. The coding region runs from base 4586 to 5164 and encodes 192 amino acids. The transcript has 4 exons. The record is from RefSeq and is a predicted model, not a curated record. NCBI's taxonomy places the organism in Eukaryota, Metazoa, Arthropoda, Insecta, Hymenoptera, Formicidae.